Molecule: messenger RNA, 1111 nt
Organism: Sinocyclocheilus rhinocerous
Lineage: Eukaryota; Metazoa; Chordata; Actinopteri; Cypriniformes; Cyprinidae
Product: membrane-spanning 4-domains subfamily A member 12-like
Exons: 6
Coding region: 388-960 (190 amino acids)
Cellular component (GO): membrane
Source: RefSeq, a predicted model, not a curated record
AUGAAGUGAUCGAAAACACGUAAUAAAAGCUCCUAUGGGGAGAAGAGGGCUGGACAGACCCCUUUUCUUUGUGAUGCUUGCAUAAAAACCAAGGGUGGGUCUAACUGUUUUUGUAUUGCAGACAGAAUUUAAGCCCAGAUCUUUUUCUUGGGAUUGUUGCGCGCUUAAGAGACGAGUGCAGCCAGGACACAACAAAUAACUCAAAAGAUCGUGCAGAAUCCUUACAGACUUUUUUUGUUAGGUCAGCCUGUCUCACUUAUUCAUGUGGAAUUCCGCUCUGCGUGAACAUCGAGUUUGUUGUACUUAAAAGUAUCUGACAUUACUUUAAAGACGUGCUCAUCAUUGUCGCAUUUGUUAUUACAAACUUCACUUACUUGAAAACGAAGGAUGACUUUGACCGUGUCGACGGACCUGUCAGUGAACACUAGCCCAACUCAGGUAGAGGAAAAGCUACAAGACAAACAAAAAGCUCUGCGAGACAGCAUCGAAAAGGGGGAGCCCCAAAUAUUCGGGGUCGCUCAGAUAGUAAUAGGAUUGCUGAUCAUCUCCUAUUCUAUACCUCUGCUGUCCACUGAGAUCACAAUGAUACUUAACUUUGGUGUGCCAUGGUGGAGUGGCCUUACGUUUGUCAUUUCAGGCUCAGCUGGAAUAGCAGUGGAAAAAUAUGCCACCUUGAAAGCAGUCUCUGUUUGUUUGGCAGUCUCUGCUGUGACCAUUAUCAUCUCAGUUAUUGCACUUAUCAUGUACUAUGCUGACAUUGCUUUCAAUCCGCCAACCAAAUGCCAUAUGGGAUCACGCCAGAUGUGUGACCACCAGUAUUAUGCCACUCAUUUCAGCACAGGAUUGAAGGCAACCAUCUCCAUGGUCAGUGUGGUCCAGACAGCAAUUUCCUCUGCUUUUACAGCUAUACUGUAUAAUCAGAGGAGGAACUUUACAGGCUAUGCGACCGUGACUGAAUGACAUCCUGCUUAAUCCCAUGUAUGACAUUUCUGGAUUUAAAUUAGAGGUCCUUAAACUAUCCACUUCAUAUAGCCUAUACAUGUGGUUUUUCUUGUACAUAUGCAUUUAAGUGUUGUUGUAUUUUUGCUCAAAUCUAAAGUGAAUUGUAUUG